AAUUUACCGGCUUGAUACAGUCCGUAGAGUAAACGGCCAAGGCAAAGUGAAAAAAAAUAAAAAAUAAAGUCGAAGCAAAUCUGUCUCUUUGUUCGAUCCCUUAUAAAAUGAUUCGUUUAUCAAGAAACGAAUAAAAAACGAUACGUCGUCGAAGGUUAACUCGUGUGAAGGCUAGUGAUUUUAUUAUUAUAUUUAUGUAAAUUUGACGUUGGACGUGAUUCUUCAGUAUGUGUCUGGUUAAAGUGGAUAUGUAUUGGUAAGAACAUCUACAAAUGGCGCACCUGGAACAAAUUAAACGAUUUUUAAUUGAUAAUAAAAUUCAUCGCGCGUAUCUCAAAUUUAGCAGUUUACCUGAAAAGUUGCUCGCCGUUUUUAUGUAUUGCGACGUGUCUUUGGAGGUUGGCCAUCCUCGAAAAAACUAAAAAUGUUGGAUCUUGGAAAACGAAUCGGUGGGCCUUUUCUAACAAAGACUGAGUUAGAUAGACUCGAAAAGAGGGCAAAAGUUAUGACCGUUCGAGAUAAAAUGAGGAUGCUGGAAGAAGCUGAACGGCGAGAAAAUCAAAUCCGACAAGAGAGUUUGAACAGAAAGCGUCAAUUGUUGCAAGCCCGAAAAAUACGGCCCCUUAUACCCGGAAGCAAACUAGAGGAAGUGGAAACGGAAGCGGCGCAUAAAAAUCUGUGUUUAAUCAGAAGAUCGGAGGAAUUGAUGAUGGAACGAAAUGAUAAAGUUAAACAGGCCAACAGGAUAAUUUUGGCGACAAAAUGUCGAGCUAUUAGAAACGCGCAAACUAUCGAAAAAAAGUUGAUUGAGAAACAAUUGCGAGAAGAGAAUCAAAGAUUGGACGCGAUGAUGGAACGAGUUGUACACGAAAAUAUUAUGUUGGAAGAAAAUCGACGAACUGCUGCCGAAGUCGAAAAGAAAAAGUAUGUCAAAGAAAUUGAGAAGCAGGUGAGAGAAAACGAAAUGUAUCGAAUGUUGGAAGCCGCAAAAAUCGAAGAAGAGAGCAGGAUGAUGAACGAGGCUUUCGAGGCUCGGCGACGCGAAGAGGAAUCGAAAGUUAUGGAGAAAAAGAAUAUUCAAUCGAGGUUAAAAGAUGAAUUCGAACGAGCUAACGAACGUUCGAGGCGUUACAAAUCUUUAAGAGAAGAACAAGAUCGAUUAUCUGAUAUGAUGAUUGCGGAAUUUAUGAGGAUGAAGAAGGAUCGCGAAGAAGCCUUGCAAAAGGAAAAGGAUUUAGUCAAAUUGGCUAGAGAAAAAAACGUAGCGAGGCUUGCGGUGGAUCAAAUCAAAAGACGAAAUAUGAAAGCUGCAAUGGACGAAUUGAAUGCCGUUAGAGCGCAAGAAGAGAAAGAGAAGGAAUGGAGAGAAAAAGAGAAAAAAGAAGUGCUGAGAAGGCGGAAAGUUGUGGAAGAUUUGAAGGAAUCCAGAAACAAGCAAAUAGAGGAUAUAAGAAAGGCACAAGCUGUCGCGUUAGCCAGAGAAGAAGAAUCUCUGAAUAAAGUUUUCAUGAUGCAAAAGAUGCUGCUAGAUUUAGAAUUGAAAAAAAUUGAACGGCGUAAAGAAGAAAGCGAAAAACAGAAGGAAUUUAUUUUGAAGCAAAUCAAGGAGAAAGAAGCGUCGAGAAACAAAUAUCAACAAGAGAAAUAUGAAAGUGGCAAAGCUCAACUGCUAGAAUCGGCUAAAAACGACGAACAAGUGCGGGAUUAUUUAAAUCGUAAGAUUAAUAAAUUGAGGGAAAUCCACAUUCCGGAAAACUAUAUCAAGGAUAUAGAAAGGCAAAUUAAAUUGAUAAAAUGAAAGUUUUCUUACUAUUAAAACUUUUUCAACUAA
Diorhabda sublineata is the source of this 1831-nucleotide messenger RNA. Its product is annotated as cilia- and flagella-associated protein 45-like. The transcript has 10 exons. The coding region runs from base 425 to 1798 and encodes 457 amino acids. Lineage: Eukaryota; Metazoa; Arthropoda; Insecta; Coleoptera; Chrysomelidae. The record is from RefSeq and is a predicted model, not a curated record.